GUUGACAUUGAAUUUACACCACCCGUCCUUUCUUGAUUGGUUGGCGUCGGAUUGUGCUUCAUUUCACGAUGGAAAGAGGUGCUACUCUGUUAGUGUUGAUGCUGUGUGGAGUGUUAGGGCAAGCAUUGAGCCCUAUUACUGUCCUGUCGCUCGAUGAUCAGGCCAAACUAAAGGCUGUCCUGGCCCAGACACAACCCUUCACUGAUCUUGCCAGUGCACACUACUCUAUCCUAGGCUUGAAGCUCUUCAAUGCACCUGUUUCAAAUGCAAAGGAGGCUUGUAGUUUGUUGAACAGCAAGGUGGACCUAGGUAGUGUAGAGUCCAUCUACCAUGCAACAACAGCAGCAAAAGAACUUGGAAAUUGUAAGGUUGUGGUGAGUGAGCAGUCUGUACUGGCAGCCAUCAAUGAUAGUGUUGAUAUGACAACCCUGUAUUAUGCCGUGUCUGCACUCACUACUCUAGGCAUUCAGUUCAAUUCAGCUGAUGUUCUGAAAUCCUUGGAUGCAGCCUUGAAGAAGGAUGACAGUGUAUUGAGCUCAAGCUAUGCCCUUCAUGUAGCAGCACAGCUCUCUGCAGAAACUAACGUGGACAAAUAUUUUGAAUUGAUUGAAGAUAUCGUGGCUCAAGCUGAUGAAGUGGAUGAUCAGUAUUUGCAGUUUGAAAAUCUAUUCCAAAGUGGACUGUUUUUAGAUGGAGCUUACAAACUCUCUGCAAAGGUCAACAAGAAACCACUUAUUACAGAGGAUCAAGCAGUGAUGUUUGGCAACUUUGUCUUGAGUCGUAAAUCAACACAGAAUGUCAUGAAUGCUUACAGUGUUGCCUUGGGAGUCAAAGCACUAACAAAUAAUAAGUUCCAAGUACCUGUUGCCUUCACAAGGAUGGGUUCCAUGGCUGUGUCCACUGCUGACCCAAAUGUCAAGGUGCAAGUAUCUAACCUGAUGGCAGGCAGUGUUGGUAAGAUGACAGUGAAGGCUACAUCUGUAAGCCCUAAAGAAGGUGGCAAGACAAUCAUCAAAGAUGCUAUAUUCCUUGGUACCACCAAUCCAACGGAGUAUGUGUUGAACCUAAUAGAGUCCAAGCCUGCACCAGCCUUCUACAAGGUGGCACUCUCAGCUAAACCAACGACUGAGAACCCUGCUCUGAUUGGACUGAGCGAUGGCGCUGUUCUAGUCAAGGUCACCACAGAGGUCACUGUUGAUAACAUGGAGAUCUCUAUCAUUGAUAAGGAUCAAUCUAUUACAGCCAAAACUGUGAAAGUUGUCCAUCCCAGGAAAGUAGACAAGGGUCUUGAAGCUGACCAUCACCAGAGUGUGGUGCUGAAGUUCAACCUGAAGGACAAGGCCAAUCAACCACUCACCGUGCAUCAGGCAUUUGUCCGUCUAUCCAACGUGAAGACCAAGCAGGAAGUGAUCUUUACUGCUGAGGAUGAUGCAUCUAUGAUGUAUAAAUUCAAUCUAGACGUAGCUGAGAGUGGCCGUGAAUACUUCAAUCAGCAAUCAGGCAAAUACACCCUGGAUCUCAUCAUUGGUGAUGCUAUAGUCAUGAAUCCCUUCUCAUGGAACUUGGCUGAUGUGACCCUUAAGUUCCCCGAGCAGGAAGACACCAAGCCAGCACCUCAAGCUCGUUAUGACGAGUUACCUGAGAUACAGCACAUGUUCAGAGUACCAGAGAAGCGUCCUCCUACAGUUGUGUCUACUACAUUCACUGUACUCUGCAUUGUACCUCUCAUUGUCCUAGUCAUUAUGUGGAUCAAGCUCGGUGCAAAUGUGAAGGGAUUUACUUUCUCCAUCGGUGCAGUUGGCUUUCAUCUUGGUCUAGCAGGCAUCUUGGGGCUGUUCUACUGUUACUGGGUCUAUCUGAACAUGUUCCAGACUCUACAGUAUCUUGGAAUCUUAGGAAUCUUCACUUUCUUGACUGGUAACAGUUUGCUUAGCAGCAUUGCACAGAAGAAACGGUAGAAUCAAGCGCCCUGAUGCAAGCAGCUAUUUUAUAAAAACCCACAGUGAGCUCUCUUUCCUUUUGGUGUGAAGAUUGUCAAUUCUCAUGGUUGGUUUUUUUGUUCUUUGUUUUGAUUAUUUGUUUGGAUUUUGUUUCAAUCACUGAUGUGUAACUACCUAGGAGAACUAACUGCAAGACAUUGACUCAGACUUAUGAGUUAAGUUGAGGCAUUUUUAUCAUGAUACAGUGGAAAUAUUAUUGAGGUUUGAAGUUGGUGCUGGUACCAGUCUUUGUUAGAAAUGUUUCCUAUGAAAGUGCUGUCAUCUCUCCGAUGGAACUCAAUUUGUUUUAAACUUGAACCAGUUGCACACAAGUUGCUUUUUAAAGAUGAACUUAUCUUUAUUUUACUAUGGUCUAGCAUUUAUCUGGAGAUGAGUUGGCAACAUUUUCAUAGUAAUUUCUUUCAUGAUAUCACAACUUGUUUUAUAAUUCACCAAACUUCACCCAAUGGAAAACAAGCUAUCACAAACACUGUUUUCAAUUGGCUGCCAAAGUUUACUCAACAAAAAUAUGAAUCAGAAGCAGACAACUGCUCUACAUCAGAAAUUAAUUGGAAGUUUUGUUUGAACAAGGAAAUGCUUCUAAAUAAAAACAAUUUAGUAUUUUGUUCAGAAAUAUAUUCCAGUUUUGUUGGGACAAAGUUCCAGUAAUCUAUUAUAGCGUCUUAAUUUUGACCGAAGACGUGUCACAUCCACAAUUUCAAAGAGAGCGAACCUUUUACAAUCUGCAAAUGUUUUAUUAAAUAAAAAUGGGUUUUGAUGUGAAUAAGUACACCUUGUUGAAAGGCCUUCUUUUGUUUUGUUUUGUUUCAAACAUUUUUAUUGUGUAAUUUUUAGGUGAAGGGAUUUCAUAAAAUCAUCCACCACAUCAGUGUAGUUUAUGGGCAGAUUUCUGUUGUGUAGACAUUUUGAAGGCUGCAUAUGUAUUAUGCAUUGAGCUGUAGUCACUAGUCAAGCUUUGGUAGUGAAAGCAAUCGGGUUCAUUUUCAAACAAAGAGUUGGCACACAGACCUGUCCACACUCAAUCAUGUUUUCUGAGGAGUGUCAGCCAUUAUUUAUUUACAUGUAGGCAGUAGAAAUGAGCUGCAGGAAUAGUCUGUUUGAAGCUCUUCUCUUUUUAUAAUGUCAGGCUAUACAAUUUUUACAAUUUACAUUUAAGAAUUUUUUUUUUUCAGUGCAAAUUAUGAAGCAGGUUUAAUAAGAAAGCCAUGAAAAUUGGACACCAGACGUUUUGAAAAAAGCCAAUCAAACCCUGCAAAGUGUCAAUAUAUUUUUGUUGUUGUUUUGGUUUUUUUUUUUGGUUUUUUUUUUUGGGGGGGGAGUUUCUUGUGAAUUUUUUGUUUAUGUAGGCUUAGAAAAGUUCCAUAAAACGUUCGCAGACGGUUGGAGCAAGGAACCAGACUACCGUUUCACAUCCUUUAAUUUUUUGGGGGAAAUGAAAAUAUAUUAUGCGCAGUUUGAUUAAGGGGAGGCAAUUUCAUGGCUCUGCUUUGACUCACAGAAUUUUGCCCUUGUAGAAUUCUGCAAGUCAGCAGCGCCAUUGGGCUCUGGUAUGUAUGUAAGAAAA
This is a messenger RNA of Asterias rubens (European starfish), 3564 nucleotides long. RefSeq names its product dolichyl-diphosphooligosaccharide--protein glycosyltransferase subunit 2-like. The record is from RefSeq and is a predicted model, not a curated record. Gene Ontology annotation, cellular component: membrane; oligosaccharyltransferase complex. Bases 69 to 1958 code for a protein of 629 amino acids. The transcript has 17 exons. Gene Ontology annotation, biological process: protein N-linked glycosylation. NCBI's taxonomy places the organism in Eukaryota, Metazoa, Echinodermata, Asteroidea, Forcipulatida, Asteriidae.